Messenger RNA from Suncus etruscus (white-toothed pygmy shrew), 1566 nucleotides. It is a transcript of the gene TMEM204, whose product is annotated as transmembrane protein 204. NCBI's taxonomy places the organism in Eukaryota, Metazoa, Chordata, Mammalia, Eulipotyphla, Soricidae. The record is from RefSeq and is a predicted model, not a curated record. The transcript is spliced from 3 exons. The coding region runs from base 446 to 1207 and encodes 253 amino acids.
CAACCAUUUCCUUUUCUCUUCGCAGAGGAGAGAGAAGAGCAGGGAGCCCGCACACACACUUUCCGUGCAGGCCCAGGCAUUGCUCUCCAGGGCUGCCUGCGGCUGAAAGCUCCAAAGACGUGCUCUGCACCAUAGCUUGCUUGGGCUCCGACGUGCCUGCCUGCAGCUCUGCACCUCUGUACCCCAAACAGAGGGCCCAGGAGUGAGGCACUGCCUGCUGUCCCACGAACCAUACUCAUCAUUCAGGCCCCAGAGGGGACAAGUGGACCUCCGAGCUCAACCGCUGCCUCGGGUGCCAGAAGACGGCGCUUCUGGACCCAUUUCCUCUCGGGAUGGGCCAGGCCUCGGUCACAGCGGUGCUGGCCCAGCUCCAGGUGCCAAGAGGCGGGGAGCGGGGCCCCUGAGGGGCGCCAGCCCGCACCCAGGCCCCCGAGGAUGAGCGCCGAUGUCCUCUAGCCCAUCCGAGCGCAGCUCCUCGGGUGGCAGCGGCGGGGCGGCACACAGACGUGAAGGGCCGCCGGCGAUGACGGUUCAGAAAGUGGUGGUGAUGGCCGUGCUCGUGGCCCUGGUCUCCCUUAUUCUCAACAAUGUGGCAGCCUUCACACCUGACUGGGUGUACCAGACACUGGAGGACGGACGCAGGCGCAGCGUGGGGCUGUGGCACGCAUGUUGGUUGGCCAACAGGGGCCGUGGGCCUCCCCCAACUGCUGGGGCCCGAGCCCUGGGGCAGGACACGCAGGACUGCGAGGCCGUGGGCUGGGGCUCUGAGUCAGCUGGCUUCCAGGAGUCCCGAGGCACCGUCAAAUUGCAGUUCGACAUGAUGCGCGCCUGCAACCUGGUGGCCACGGCGGCACUCACUGUGGGCCUGCUCACCUUCGUCCUGGGGCUUGCUGGCCUGCCCCUGCUGUCACCAGAGUCCCAGUGCUGGGAGGAGGCCAUGGCUGCGGCCUUCCAGCUGGCAAGCUUUGUCCUAGUCAUCGGGCUGGUGACCUUCUACAGAAUCGGGCCCUACACCAAUCUGUCCUGGUCCUGCUACCUGAACAUUGGGGCCUGCCUGCUUGCCACCCUCGCAGCGGCCAUGCUCAUCUGGAACAUUCUACACCGAAGGGAGGACUGCAUGGCUCCCCGUGUGAUUGUCAUCAGCCGCUCACUGACUGCACGCUUCCGCCGGGGGCUUGAUAAUGACUAUGUAGAGUCACCAUGCUGAGGCCCUGCCGUGGUCUCUGGUGGGACAGAACAAUCUAGAAACCAAAGGGUCAACCCCUCCCAUUUGCACGGUGUACGAUAUCAGGCGGGUGUGCUGACAUGUUGUCUAGAUGUGCAGCACAUGCUUGGAGUGUGGCUUCCACCCAACAUCCCCACGAGGCUUCUAUACCAUAGCCCACGGCUCCUCCUAGACUUGGAAGGCGAAGGCCAGGAUCACUCUGCCACCUCUCUUUGGGGACAGACACAUGGGUGUGUCCAGGACUCAGCUGAUCAUCAAAUGAUUACAGCUUUACUGGGCUGAAGAAGGUCCGUCAUUCCUAUUUUUCUAAAUUAAAAUAAAUGCAACCCUGCUGCUGCCUA